Molecule: messenger RNA, 657 nt
Organism: Fibroporia radiculosa
Lineage: Eukaryota; Fungi; Basidiomycota; Agaricomycetes; Polyporales; Fibroporiaceae
Exons: 6
Coding region: 1-657 (218 amino acids)
Biological process (GO): maturation of SSU-rRNA from tricistronic rRNA transcript (SSU-rRNA, 5.8S rRNA, LSU-rRNA); translation
Cellular component (GO): ribosome; cytosolic small ribosomal subunit
Molecular function (GO): structural constituent of ribosome
Source: RefSeq, a predicted model, not a curated record
AUGGCUUACAUUGCUGACAUCUAUCUGUUCAUUCAUGCUGCUCCCUCCUCUCGGCACAAACGUUCGGCCACCGGUGCCCAGCGCCCCCACUACCGCAAGAAGAGAAAAUUCGAGCUUGGUCGUCAAGCCGCAAGCACCAAGCUUGGUCCUAAGCGGGUCCACACAGUCCGAGUGCGAGGUGGUAACUUGAAGUAUCGCGCACUACGCCUGGAGUCUGGUAACUUUGCGUGGGGAAGCGAGCACGUUACACGAAAGACAAGACUUAUCGGUGUCGUCUACAAUGCAUCGAACAAUGAGCUUGUCCGUACAAACACACUUGUCAAGAGCGCUAUCAUCCAGGUCGAUGCGACGCCUUUCCGGCAGUGGUAUGAGAACCACUAUGCACAACCCGUGACCAAGCGUGGCUCCAAGAAGGAGGGCACUGAGACAGCCGAGGAGAAAAAACUGUCUAACCACACGCAGCGCAAAUUCGAGGAAAGGAAGAAGGACGCCAAAAUCGACCCUCUCCUAGAGUCCCAGUUCGCCGCAGGUCGUUUGUAUGCUGCCAUCAGCAGCCGACCAGGCCAGUCCGGUCGUGCAGACGGGUACAUUCUUGAGGGCAGAGAACUGGAGUUUUACCUGAGGAAGAUCAGGACGGGCAAACAGAAGCAUGCAUAG